AUGCAAAUCCCUUCGGAAAACAACAACGUGAAACUGGAUACGCUUAGUGAACCUAGUGCUCAUUUAAUCGAGGAAAAUGUGGUUCUGCCCGAAGACACGUUCAGUUCGUAUCUGAACUACCUACUUUAUGAAUUGGUUCAUUGUAAACCGAUAGUGAUCUUAGUGUCAGUAAUCACAACUUUGGUUCUAUUGAUUAUACCUUUUCACAAUAUCGAUAUCUGCGCUGUAGUCUUCAUGAUAUCCUUUUCUCUAUCCAUUCUGUCUUUGUUUCUGGUUGUGAUGCACAAGUUCGUGUUACCGGUCGCUGAACAGGGAUUCAUUAUAAAGCUUUUAGUGGAAGUCAUAGCAUACAAGCCUGCGGGGAUGGCAUGGGGCACUAUUGCUUGUAAUAUGAACCAAUAUCUAUUCAAGGAGAGACUAUGGAAUACACCGUAUUAUUUCUUCACCACUUUUAUCCGUGAAGUGAACUCUGGUUCGCUCUCGGAUUCCUCAUCGAAUAAUACCGAGGAUACCCAAUCGCCUGUCUCAGCAAAGAAGACUUCAAAUGAUCCAAACAGAUUUCAUUAUAUUAGAUCGGACCCAUUUUUAAUGACGUAUGUUUAG
Messenger RNA from Saccharomyces mikatae IFO 1815, 603 nucleotides. RefSeq lists its product as uncharacterized. The coding region runs from base 1 to 603 and encodes 200 amino acids. The record is from RefSeq and is a predicted model, not a curated record. NCBI's taxonomy places the organism in Eukaryota, Fungi, Ascomycota, Saccharomycetes, Saccharomycetales, Saccharomycetaceae. The transcript has a single exon.